Molecule: messenger RNA, 339 nt
Organism: Scedosporium apiospermum
Lineage: Eukaryota; Fungi; Ascomycota; Sordariomycetes; Microascales; Microascaceae
Exons: 2
Coding region: 1-339 (112 amino acids)
Biological process (GO): vesicle-mediated transport; protein transport
Cellular component (GO): intracellular membrane-bounded organelle
Source: RefSeq, a predicted model, not a curated record
AUGCCAUCGGUCCACCGCCUCGUAGCCCCCCGCGACCAAAAAUACCAAUCCAACUUCGUCGAGUUCCGCAACAACAAGAUCGUCUACCGGCGGUACGCGGGCCUCUUCUUCUGCGCGUGCGUCGACACCAACGACAACGAGCUAGCGUACCUCGAGGCCAUCCACUUCUUCGUCGAGGUGCUCGACGCCUUCUUCGGCAACGUGUGCGAGCUCGAUCUCGUGUUCAACUUUUACAAGGUGUAUGCCAUCCUGGACGAGGUGUUUUUGGCGGGGGAGAUUGAAGAGACGAGUAAGCAGGUUGUUUUGACGAGGUUGGAGCAUUUGGAUAAGUUGGAGUAG